GUCACCACACAGAUACUUUCACUUUCGUUUCCGCUCUGUGGAAGGAUCUGGGUGAAUGAGAGCUGGCGCAGGUUCCAGACGCAGGUUAUCGGAGGGACACUCAGGACCCAGAAACUCUCCAUGGGGAAUAACAGCUCCAAAAAGUCCGCCAUGGCUGAAGGCGCGGCGGCUCAGUUUCACAACCUAGAAGAGGAGAUCAUGUGCUCCAUCUGCCUGGAGGAGCUCUCCGAGCCGGUCUCCAUCGCCUGCGGACACACCUUCUGCAAGGCCUGCAUCUCCUGCUAUUGGUCAGGCAUCCAGCGGGGCGGAUCCCGGUGCCCGGAGUGCAAGAAAAUCUGCCCCCGAGACCAGCUGAUACCCGUGUACCGACUCAGGAACCUGGUCAGCAAAGUGCAGCUCGGGGUGAAGGAAGAAAAGGCCAGAAAGGAGCCCGUCGGCCCCGUGCCGCUGGUUUUUACCGAGCCGUCCGGCCGGAUGCUGUUAGACGAAGAUGUCCUAAGGAGCCUGUUUUUGGACGGCGAGGUGGCGGGGUGCCCGGGGUGCCUGAUCUGCGUGAUCGGAGAGAAGCGGCGCGGGAAAUCCUUCCUCCUCAACUAUAUCCUGAGAGCGCUGCGCGCCCAGGAGCGGAGGCAAUCGUUCAGCAUGGGGGCAGAUGAUGAGCCCCUGACGGGUUUUGAUUGGAGGGCCGGGCCUGACAGCGCUACCAAGGGCAUCUGGGUCUGGAACCGGCCGUUCAUAUUGGAGCAGAACCAGGAAAAGGUGGCGGUCUUUGUCGUGGACACCGAGGGGUCUCUGGAUAUCGAGGGUGACCUGGAGAGCAGCAUCAAGCUGUCGGCGUUAUCCAUGGUGCUCAGCUCCUACCUGAUUUUUAAUGUAAACUCAAGUCUCAAAACAACGGAAUUGGAUUAUCUGGAGAUGUAUCUUCACAUCUCCGCGCUGACCGGGAAGUCAUUUUCCCUCAAUAAUCUGCAGUAUCUGGAUAUUCUGGUGCGGGACUGGCAGGAUGAUGAGAAUUGCGGGCGAGACGCUGGUCGGGCGUACAUAGAUGAUGUGAAUGAGAAACUCCGGAGAGGCUCCGGGUAUCGCCAGGUGCUGGAAACUCUGCGGAGUCCGUCUACAAGCUGCUUCCUUCUGCCGCAUCCAGGAAGGGGAGUUGUCCGGUCCGGCCAGGGCAGACUCGCGGAUAUGGAUGAAGACUUUCGGAGCCACCUCACCGCGUACGUAUCCGAGCUGGUCCGAUGGAUUGGUCGUCACGUAAGGACCGACAUUCGGGGAGACAAAGUCACCUGUGCGCAGUUAGGAGGCGUACUUAAGGAAUUCCUCAGCAUUAUGCAGAACGAACACUACAGCUUCUCAAGCCCGGUCAAGAUGUUCCACGCCUAUCAAAAUCAGAAGAACAAAACCGAUAUCCAAAAUGAUUUCCAGAAAUUCAAAGAAAACCAGGUUUUCUCCAAUUUGUCGCUGCUAAAGGUCCUCAAAGUUCCUCCGUCUGAGAUGAAGACGAAGGCGGCCGCCGAGGCCUCCAGCCUCCUCUCGGAAUACGAGACGCUUCUGGUGGGGUGCGAGGGCGCCGAGAAGCAGGGCCUGGUGGAUGAAAUGAAAUCAGUGUUGGGGCAGAAGGAGAAGCAGCUGUGCGAGGAGUACUCCAAAGUAUUCACAAAGUAUGCGGUGGGACUCGGCUUCGCCGUCGGCGGAGGAGUGCUGAGCCUGGCGGGGGGGGCGGUGGGAGCUGCCGUGGCUGGGACGGUUCUUGCCGCCGAAGCUGUAGCCUUACUGGGAAGCACGACGGCCGCCGUGGUGACCGGAGCAGUUGGGGGCUCCGUGACGUUGGGGGCUAUUGGUGGUGGAGUAGGGGCCAAAAUAGGAAAAGUAAUUGGACUCAAAAAGGGGGACCUUACCGGAGAGACCGAGGGGCAACGCAACCAGCAAGAGACAUCCAGCGAUACGGACCAACUGCUGAAUGAUGAUGACUAGGGGCCGUUCCGGCACGGCGCCCGCGGAAUGAAGGAUUUGUGUGAAAAAGGUUGCUUUUUAAUAGUAAACAAAAAUUGAAGACCGAACGGGGCAAUCACCCGCAGAAAUCUUGAAAGUGCCUUUGCGUGGGGCAGUUACUUUGCCCCCACGCGUUCCAUGUGAUCUAGGACUUUGCCUGUCGCCAGGGGCUUCAUCUAAAAGACGGGAAAAUAAUGUGAAUCGGGGGAGAAAAGGGCUUUUUGCACAUGAAUCGUUUUUACUGUAACUGACAGCUAUAAUAUUCCGCCACAAAACCAAGCGACCUGAUUUCACGUUUUAGACGUCGAUGGCGCCGACAGACAUUUUACAAACUUAAAGGGAAAAAAAAACGCAAUCGUUUACCUUGAGAGUAACUGGAAGGGGUUAAUUAUUUUUUUUUAUGUAUAAUUUACCAAAUAGGCAUUAUUUUUGUUGUUUUUUUUAAUUCUAUGCAAAGUUGAAUGAAAUGAAUCACAAGUUUCUUUUCUAUUUGCGUUUUUCUCGCUCGGUCUUCCGCUGGAUGGACGGGAUUUGGAAAUUGUCUGUUUUUUGGUGUUUUGCGAGAUAAAAUAUUUGAAGGUAUAA
This is a messenger RNA of Spea bombifrons (plains spadefoot toad), 2577 nucleotides long. RefSeq names its product RING finger protein 112-like. The coding region runs from base 121 to 1974 and encodes 617 amino acids. Gene Ontology annotation, molecular function: GTP binding; GTPase activity. Gene Ontology annotation, biological process: endoplasmic reticulum organization; protein homooligomerization. NCBI's taxonomy places the organism in Eukaryota, Metazoa, Chordata, Amphibia, Anura, Pelobatidae. The transcript is spliced from 14 exons. The record is from RefSeq and is a predicted model, not a curated record.